This is a messenger RNA of Hypomesus transpacificus, 5289 nucleotides long. RefSeq names its product aryl hydrocarbon receptor-like. The transcript has 12 exons. Lineage: Eukaryota; Metazoa; Chordata; Actinopteri; Osmeriformes; Osmeridae. Gene Ontology annotation, cellular component: aryl hydrocarbon receptor complex; nucleus. Bases 350 to 3361 code for a protein of 1003 amino acids. The record is from RefSeq and is a predicted model, not a curated record. Gene Ontology annotation, biological process: regulation of transcription by RNA polymerase II. Gene Ontology annotation, molecular function: protein dimerization activity; nuclear receptor activity; transcription cis-regulatory region binding.
GCUUGUGCCCACGUAGACCUCGGGAGUUUAGAAACUUCAUGCGCGAGCUUGUCAAAAUCUGUGCCGGAUUUAAUGGGGAAAUGCGCGUUCCCGAACCUGACGUGCUAAUUGGGAAUAGGUAGGGUUAGAUUGUAUUUGUUUCAGCAAAUUUCAAAACAAUACAAUGAUUUUACCUUAUCAUAUUCUGUAUGUACAACAUAAAAAGUAGACGGGGCAGCGAUGGAUUCGUUUUUAUUUACCCUAAAAGAAGACUGCGCCGCGCACAGCGUCCUGGAAUCAGAGAUCUGACGGAGUCGUGCACCAGUAUUUUUUGGAGGACUUAUCAAGCUUGCAAGGGAAAAGCCAUAUCAUGUAUGCUGGACGUAAACGGAGAAAACCAGUCCAGAGAGCGGUGAAGCAGGCCCCCGCUGAAGGAGCCAAAUCCAACCCAUCCAAACGGCAUCGUGAUCGUCUGAAUGGAGAGCUGGAGAGGCUGGCCAGCCUGCUGCCCUUCCCAGAGGAGGUCACCACCAGCCUGGACAAACUGUCCAUUCUCCGCCUCAGUGUCAGCUACCUCCGAGCCAAGAACUUCUUCUCAGUAGCCCUGCAGAACCACACUAGCAACAGGGUGCCAGUCAGUGGAGGAGAUGAAGACAAUGGCAGUGCCCCUGGGCUGACAGACACAUGGCUGUCCGAGGGAGAACUGUUACUGCAGGCUCUGAAUGGUUUUGUCCUGGUGGUCACCGCAGAUGGGACAAUCUUCUACUCCUCUCAUACCAUCCAGGAUUAUCUGGGCUUCCACCAGACGGAUGUCAUGCACCAAAGUGUGUAUGAUCUGGUCCACACUGAGGACCAACAAGAGCUAAGGAGAAACUUGCACUGGGCUCUCAACCCGCCGCCUGCCACUGUUGUCCUGGUGUCCCAGGACUCCACCCCAGACAUUGAGCCUGACAGCAGCGCUGCCAUGGUGACCUAUAAGCCCGAGCAGCUUCCUCCAGAGAACUCCUCCUUCCUGGAGAGAAGCUUCGUCUGUCGUUUCCGCUGCCUCUUGGACAACUCCUCUGGAUUCCUGGCUUUGAACCUCCAGGGCAGGCUGAAGUUUCUCCAUGGCCAGAACCAGAGGCAGGACAACGGGGGCAAGGUGCCUCCCCAGCUGGCCCUGUUCACCAUCGCCACCCCCCUCCAGCCCCCCUCCAUCCUGGAAAUCCGCACCAAGAACAUGAUCUUCAGAACCAAACACAAGCUGGACUUCACCCCCAUGGCGUGCGACGCUAAGGGAAAGAUUGUUCUGGGCUACACAGAGGCAGAACUCAGGGUACGAGGCUCUGGGUACCAGUUCAUCCACGCUGCCGACAUGCUGUACUGUGCUGAGAACCACGUCAGAAUGAUGAAGACGGGGGAGAGCGGUCUCACCGUGUUCCGUUUGCUCACCAAGGACAACCGCUGGAAGUGGGUCCAGGCCAAUGCCAGGCUGGUCUACAAGAACGGCAAACCGGACUACAUCAUCGCCACGCAGAGGCCCCUCGUGGAGGAGGAGGGAGGGGAGCACUUGAGGAAGCGCUCCAUGCACCUCCCCUUCACUUUCGCCACGGGCGAGGCCCUGCUCUACCAGUCCAACCACCCCAUUGCCGGCUCCUCCGACGGCGUUCAGGGCUCUGAAAAGAACGGCGGCAGGUCAAAGAAAGGUCGGACGGACCGGGCGUCGAGGGACGGCCUCGACCCGGGCUCCCUGUUGGGGUCGCUGAUGAGCCAGGAUGAGUCCGUGUAUGUGUGCCAACCCGCCCUGGAGUCCAAGCUAUCCUUCCACAGCAGUCUAUUUGGGGACAGGGGGAGCUUCGCCGACCCAGACCCCUCUGCCAUGCUCCUGGGCUGGGACGAACCCAACAACAGGGUGGUGGAGCCAGGGCUACCGGAGCUGGGCCCCAGCUUCGACCCACUCCUUGCGACCCUAGACUCCCUCUCGCUUGGAGGUCCGGUGGCAGAUGAGGAGAACAGGGAGGGCUGUUCCAACGGGGAACUGUUUGGGGCGCUGGAGGGUCUGGGGCUGAGCGCUGAGGACCUGGAGCUUCUGCUGCUGGACGAGCGGAUGAUUCGGGUGGAGAUGGACCCUGAGCGGCCGCCCAGCCUCGAUGACCUGCUAUCCAAUGAUGAGAUCCUCUCCUACAUCCAUGACUCACUCGAGUCCAAGACGGAACCAAUGGAGGAUGGGGGUUCAGGUUCCUGCUCUGUCAUCCCUCCAGCCACCUCCACUACCACUAUCCCUUCAGCCUCCGAGUCCAGCCCUGCCCCGGCCCCUGGCCUCCACUCUGCCUACCCUCUCCACAGAUCCCCCCUGCUCGGCCCGUCGCCCAUCCUGCAGCUCUCCCAGCAGAUGCAACAGCAUCUGAACAUGAGGCCAGGGAAGGUGGUCCAAGACUGGGACCAGCACAGCAACCUCCUGGCUCACCCCGCUGCCAACGGGCUCCGUGGACAGAACCAGAACCAGACAAUACACACCAAUGGACAGUGGUCCGCCCAGGCUGUUCUAGCCAGCUCUGGGAUUCAGGUGGACCAAUGUCACACACAACAGCAGACUCUGUCUAACAGGAAGCUCGAUGGAGGGCUGCCUCAGCAGCCAAUGCACCAACACUACCUCCAACAACAACAACUGCAUCAGCCCCACAGGCUCCCGAGCCAGCUCCCUCCACGCCAAAUCAGACAGAACGGCGCCAAUCUCAACGGACUAUGUAGCAUCCAGAUCGCGGGUCACCCAGCUGGCAAACAGCAGUGGCAGAACUACAGCUGCAGCCAGCCAGUUGACUACAACACAGGGUCAAGGGUCGAGAGCACACCCAGCAACCCCUGCCUCAGCAACGGCCAUGUCACGGGCCGCACACACGCCGCCAUCAGCACCUGUGCAGAUUACAGCGUGCCGGACAUUUCUGGCAUGGAUUUUACCAUCAACGGUGGAACGUAUGGGGGGAAUGGAGGGCCCCAUCAUUGUGGGGGGGAAGCAGGGGUGGCAACCUACCAAAGGAUUACCCAGAAGCAGCUGCAGCAUGAAGGGCAACCACUGCCCCCUCCCCUGGCACAGGUGCUUUCGAGCCUGGCGCAGGGCCCACCCCCCAAUGCCACGCUAGAGCAGAUUCUGGGAGCGGGGGUGGGGGUGGGACAGCCCUACGCAGAGCUCCCUUCACUGGACAGUUAUGGAAUGGUUUCUGCAGCAAUCCCUAACGACCCCGACCACAACAAGAUGGAAAAUGGCUGCAUUGUUAGCACCACCUUUCCAACUGGCUGUGUUCUACCUAAUGGAAAUCCUGUAGUGCCCUCUAAUGGUCAGCUGUCCUGCCCUGAGACAUUGUCCAGCCUCCCAGACUCCCAGACCACAGGCUUUUAUCUCUGACCCAGAGGAGAGGGAGCAGGACUCAGAUUCAGCCACCCAAGGAGCUGCCUUCUAGUACUCAUACACCGCGUGGGGGGAGAGUCAGGACAAUAUGUUUUUAGUACUCUUUUUGUUGGUUGGAUUGUUUUGUCCUGUGAGUAAUUAUCAUUUGGAGUUCUUUGUUUACAAGAUGCAGUCACAGCUUGAGUCAAGAUUUCUUCCAGAUGAAAACAGAGGAGAAACUAGUUUUACACCGUUUUUUCCCCCAAUAGUUUUGUUUCCUAAUCUUAAAUUAACGAGGAUUCUCAGUAAGGAGGCUUUACCCCAGCAUCAUUAAAUGCCCUAAGAGGCUUUCAUCAUUGCUAUGAUUUGUGACAUGACAGUGUCGUCAUUAGGGUUUUUUAGCCUCACAACAGGAAUGUAAGCAUAAAUCAUACAAACUCCAUGGUCAUGUGAAUUAUAUUUUCUAUCUAAUAAUGAGAUUAGGGGACACAUUCCGGAGGGGAAAAUGUUGAAUCAUACAAAUCUAAUAGGAAGUUUACAGCACUUUAUUCCACCGCCUAGUAAUACCAGUAGUGUAGUAGGGGUUGUUCAUCCUGGUCCAUAAAAACACAACCCAACAACCCGUGUUUCAUGUUUCAUAUUUGAAGGUUCUCUUCUUAUGUGUGUUGGGAUGUCUAUAAGUUAUCAUUUCAUUUGUUUUAUUGGUGAAAGUUCAGGUUAAUGUCAUUCACUGGGACAGACACGUAGGUACAAUUGUCAGUAUUAUUAUUGUUUUCUCACUUGAAUUUUCCUUCAGUUGUUGUUGUUAUUGUCGUUAAUUUUUUACCUUUGGGUGAGUCUUCCAGUACUUAGGGAAACUGUGACAGAUAGCAAACACUUGAUUUGAACUUACCCAUUAUUUAUUCAUAUAGAUUUUUCAUGGCAGACGUACUGUAGGUCAUGGAUGAUAUUGCUGAUUCUGAGGAACAGUGAUGCUUACUGCAAUGGAACCUCCGGAAUCCCACCACACUAUCCACUUUUGUGUUUCAUGUCAGUCAAACAAGCAUUUGAUAGUAUUUUCCACAGUCUCUUACCCAAGUUUGGUAAACAGGACCAGAUUCAAUCUCUGAAUAUAAUUUGUUCCGAAUCUGCAGGUUACCAGGUUCUAAUAAGGUCUAUCAAUAAUUUAACAAUAUAUUUACAAACACUGAAAACCAAAUGUGAGUAUUAAAAAGGUCUCUUCUGGAAGGAUACAGUUUUGAAUGUUUUAUGUAUAAAGUCAGUGAUAGGAAAUAAUACAUAUUAGAAUUAUUUCUUCAUGAAGAUGCUGAAAGAGAUUUUCCCAUAGUUGUUACAUUAAGGGGAUUAUUAUUAAUAUAAUGGUGACAAUCAUUAUUAUGUUUAAGUUGAAACGUGAUACACAAGUGGUUUUAUGUUCUCAGACUCAACUCAGUUUAUUUGUAUUUAAUUUUCUACAAAGAAAAUGUUUGCUAUAUUGAAAAUGAUUGAUGUGACCUAUGAACAUUGUGAUUUUAACAAAUUAUAUAAAAAACAAGAUACAAACUUUGUUUUGAGAAAGACAGGUAUGUAAAUAUAUUAGUUUUUUUGCAUCAGUUCACUUGUUUUAAGCACUAUUUUUAAAACACACUGCUGCUUAUUGAACUAUUGUAUUGAUUCAGUUUUAUUAUACAUUGUAAAUACUUACGAUUAAUGCCACUUAAAAAAACAAGUAGACUCUUCUGCUAUUUUCAAAAUGGUGCCAUAUUACUGAAAUGUGUAAAACUUUACAUUGACUUCAUUUGAAGUAUUUUAGGAAGUCACUUUAACAUUAUUUUAAUUAACAGAACAAGGUGUAGAUAUUUCAAUAAUGGAAAGUGGAUACAUUUUGACCCAUGUCCUGUGACUACUUGUCUAAAAUGUAUUAUUUUGGUCCUUUGAAAUAAAAGGUUACUGCAAUCACGUUAAAA